AUGAUUCGAGUGACAUUCCUGGGCACCUCGGCCGCCUGUCCGACCGUGCGCCGCAACGUGAGCGCCAUCUCCGUGCAGCGGGAGGGCGAACUCAUGCUCUUCGACUGCGGCGAGGGAACGCAGCGCCAGAUGAUGCGCUACGGCACCGGCUUCUCCAUCUGGGCGGUGUUCAUCACGCACAUGCACGCGGACCACUUCGUGGGGGUGACCGGGAUGCUGCGCACCAUGGCGCUGCAGGGACGAAGCGAGCCCCUGCUGCUUGCCUGUCCGGUCUCCGGGCGGCGAGUGCUGGCCGAUGCCGUCCACCUCGGGUUCGAUCGCCUGAGUUUCCCGGUCGAGAUCCGGGAAAUGAGGCCCGGGGAUCGGGUGCCGCGCGACGGGUACGACGUGUGCGCCUUCCGGGUGGACCACGGCAUGCCCGCGCUCGGCUAUGUCCUCCGUGAAGCCGAUCGCCGGGGGCGUUUUGAUGUGGAGAGGGCGCGCGCCUGGCCAACAAUUUCUGAAUGA
Geodia barretti is the source of this 507-nucleotide messenger RNA. NCBI's taxonomy places the organism in Eukaryota, Metazoa, Porifera, Demospongiae, Tetractinellida, Geodiidae. The record is from the annotation of a GenBank genome assembly.